AAAAUGUAUUAAUAAAAAAUUCUUUGAAUGGGAUUGGUUCUCGAUUGGUCCGAAUCCCAAAGAAGAAGCUUUACAAGAACAGUGAUUACUCUGUUUUCAUAUGAACACUCUUCAUCCUCCGCAUCAAGAACAAGAAGAAGAACAAGAACAAGAAGAAGCUAGAUACGAAUGGGAUCUUUCUCUCUCCACCGUCGUCUCUUCCUCUUCCUCCUCCGCCUCCGACGUUAUCGGUGCUAUUGAGUUCGACCCCACUGAUAACAUCGUCGCUACCGCCGGUAUUUCUAGAAAGAUUCGUUUUUACGGCCUCCCUUCUCUCUUACGCACCAGCGCCGCCGUCUCUGGAGGAGGAGGAGGCGUUUCUUUCGUCGAUCAAGCGACAGCUUGCGAGUAUUACAUCUGUACGCCGGCGAAGCUCAGUAGUCUACGGUGGAGACCCGGGUCGGGCGGUCGUGUCAUCGGGUCGGGAGAUUACGACGGCGUAGUGACCGAGUACGAUCUCGAGAAGAGAACGCCGGUUUUCGAAAGGGACGAGCACGGAGGCCGCCGCGUAUGGAGCGUGGAUUACACUCGCAACGGCGGCGGUUCUGUGGUGGGCGCGUCGGGAUCAGACGACGGGACUAUGCAGGUAUGGGAUCCGAGGUGUCCGCCGGAGGAAUCUGUCGGCGUAGUACGACCGGCGGGGAUAUGCCGGAGCGCCGUUUGUUGCGUGGAGUUCGAUCCAUCCGGCGGACCGGCGGUGGCCGUGGGAUGCGCUGAUCGGAAAGGGUACGUUUACGAUAUGAGGAAACUCGUUGACCCGGCGUUGACUUUGGAAGGACACACGAAAACGGUGUCGUAUGUGAGGUUCCUAGACGGCGGUACGGUGGUGACGGCAGGCACGGACGGGUGUCUGAAGCUGUGGAGCGUGGAGGACGGGAGAGUGAUUCGCACGUACGAAGGGCACGUGAACAAUAGAAACUUCGUGGGGUUAUCGGUGUGGAGAAACGGCGCGCUGUUCGGAUGCGGAUCGGAGAACAACAAGGUGUUCGUGUAUGAUAAGAGGUGGGGGAAGCCGGUAUGGAUAGACGGGUUCGAACCGGUAGGGAUGAAUUCGGGUUCGGAUAAGCGGUUCGUGAGUAGCGUCUGUUGGAGGCAAUCAGGUGUGGACCAGUGCACCCUAGUGGCUGGGGGAUCUGAUGGAGUACUACAGGUUUACGUGGGCAAAACAAAGCCAUAGUCUUCUUUUAAUAUUAUUAUUCCUCUUCUUGAUUUUUAUCAUUACUAUAUGUUUUUAUGAAUUAUGAUGAUGAUGAUGAUAAUGUUGAUGCUUCUUGAUUUCUUUCUUUUUUUUUUUCUUCAAAUUUGAUUUACUACCUGAGGUUGAUUUUUGUAUCAGUUGUGAGAGAAUUUUAUAUAUCGUUCCUUUCUUUUUUUUC
Molecule: messenger RNA, 1415 nt
Organism: Capsella rubella
Lineage: Eukaryota; Viridiplantae; Streptophyta; Magnoliopsida; Brassicales; Brassicaceae
Product: WD repeat-containing protein RUP2
Exons: 1
Coding region: 101-1216 (371 amino acids)
Biological process (GO): response to UV-B
Molecular function (GO): protein binding
Source: RefSeq, a predicted model, not a curated record